Phymastichus coffea is the source of this 4512-nucleotide messenger RNA. RefSeq names its product sodium-coupled monocarboxylate transporter 1. Gene Ontology annotation, molecular function: symporter activity. Gene Ontology annotation, biological process: sodium ion transport; transmembrane transport. Gene Ontology annotation, cellular component: membrane. The record is from RefSeq and is a predicted model, not a curated record. The coding region runs from base 211 to 2142 and encodes 643 amino acids. NCBI's taxonomy places the organism in Eukaryota, Metazoa, Arthropoda, Insecta, Hymenoptera, Eulophidae. The transcript is spliced from 6 exons.
UUGACAAGUCAGACACGCGAUCGCGAGUUACUUAUUUUAAGUGGACUUCAACUGCAAAACGAGCGAACGAGAGAGAGAUAGCGCUAGAACAAAAGCUGGAUGAAAGCAACAAAAGAGAACAUACAACAAACACUUACUAGCUUCGAUUUUAUUUGAUUACUUCACAGAAGUUUCGAGAGUUCAACUUCACCAGUUUCAUCCUACCUCAAUAUGGCAAUGGAAUCAUCGUCUCUGGUAGUUGAUUAUCUGAUAUUCAUCGCGUUCAUCGCUGUGUCCUUUGUGAUCCCACUAUGGGGUAAAUUUCGUGCGCGCAAAAAGCAAGAAACCAAAGCCGACUACGUGUUUGCCGCGGGUUCAAGUGUCUCCAUAGGGGCUAUGAUGUUGUCGAUAGCACGUGGUACACUUGGAGUCAGAUCGUUCCUUGGCUAUCCGUCGGAACUCUACUAUCGUGGUAGUGCCAUGUGGGAAACACUAUGGGGUAUGCUGCUCGCUUAUCCUAUUGUCUGUUUCGUUUUUGUGCCGGUCUACUACAGCCUUGGCAUCACUUCUAUCUACCAGUAUCUCGACAUGAGGUUCAAAUCGAAACUAGUACGAUGCCUCGCAAGUUUCUCUUACGUUAUCAGGAGUCUGUUAAACGUCUCGGUAACGGUGUUUACGCCUUGCGUCGCUUUGAAAACUGUGAUUGGUCUACCUUAUUGGGCCAGUAUUUGCGGUAUCACUGCUAUAUCAGUUGUCUUUACUUUAAUGGGAGGAUUAAAAGCUGCUAUUCUUUCUGAUGUCAUACAAGGCUUAACUAUGAUUGGGGUUUCAAUUGUAAUAAUGAUUCACGGAACCGUCGACGCUGGUGGUUUCGAUAAAGUCGUAAACAUCACUAAUACAAGAGGUCGUCUGGACUUUUUCAAUUUUGACAUGGACCCAACGAUUCGAGUAACUACGAUAUCAGCCAUUGUGGGUCAACUUUUUAUGAGUCUCUCCAUCUUGGGUUGCCAGCAGAACUUUGUUCAACGCUACUGCAGCAUGAGUAGUCGUUCGAAAGUCGUCAAAACGAUGAUGAUGAAUAUCCCCGUAAUCACCGUAUUGUUCUCGUUAUCAUGGGUAGUGGGUAUGGUAAUCUUCGCCAACUAUGCCGACUGUGAUCCAAAGACUCUUGGCUACACCAACAAGUACGAUGAGAUAGUACCAUUUUACGUGGAGGACAAAUUUGUGUAUCUUCCUGGAUUAUUGGGUUUAGUCAUGGCGACACUUUUCAACAGCUCUCUUACCAUUACAGUGUCGAUUCUAAAUUCACUGGCUACCGUUACUUUUGAAGAUUUCCUCAGUCAAAUUCCAGCACUCAGAAACCUAAAAGAUACCCAGCAAUUGAAAAUAAUCAAGUCUCUAUCAGUGUUCUAUGGUUUUCUCGUCAUUGGUGUCAGUUUCCUUGUAGGUAUGUUAUCUGGUGUAAUCGAGUCGUCGAUGUUAAUGACUUCGGCCACUUCUGGUCCUCUCCUCGGUGUUUUUGUGCUAGCGAUGUUGGUACCUUGCGCAAAUUGGAAGGGUGCAGCUGCUGGUAUGAUUUUCAGCCACGUGACUACUCUUUGGUUGACUUUUGGACGCCUUAGUUUAGAUAUUCCCGUUGAUGAACUACCGUUGUCUAUCGAUGGUUGUCAAAAUGAUACUUUCUCGUCGCAUCUUAUGAAACCAAAAGACAGUGUUAUUUCUGUACAAUAUUCAAUGGCUACCAAAAACACACUGUUCGAAGAUGAAACUCCCGACGGUAUCUUAGAUAAUGUCUAUGGCAUAACUUAUAUGUAUUAUGCUCUGAUUGGUAGUAUUUCUACCGUCUUGGUUGGGAGUAUUGUCAGUUUGUUGACUGCUGACUCGAAAGGAGACGCUUAUGAAGAACAUCUCCUUCAUCCUAUGGUGCUGAAGUUAUCCAAGUGGAUGCCAGGAAAACCUCGAUUGUAUGCCACGAGUUCACGUUUCAAUGAUAACAACAACACCGUUAACGGUACGGGACAGACAAGUCUUAAUGAUGUAUCUGAUAUAAAGAAAAUGGAACAGAAAAUUCAAAUGGACAACGGUUACAUUGAGAAACUCGACGCCCUUAAGAAGGUUACCCUCGAGGUUACGAAUGAAGUGAAUAAGGGUACCAAACUUUAAAAUGGAGAUUCGGCUUACCCAGACUGAUAAGCAAGUAAUGAUGAUCUUUUUGGUGCUUCGCACGAGUGUGUUUGUAUGAGUGUGCAUAACGAAGAAUGAUUUGGUUGUUUUUUAGUCAUGACGGUAGUGUUAGUAGUGCACGACUAAGCAGUAUUUGACGCGCUGAGUUGCGAUACUCAAGUGUAUAAUGAUGAACUCGAUGGGAGACUGAGGUGGAAGGAUUAUUUGUUUUUUUUUUUCGUUGUUUUUUAUAAUUAUCUCGAUCGAAAUCUUCAGUUCCUUCAUUCAAAGUGAUUGCGAACUCGCUCAACUUGGAUUGCACAUUUUAUUAAGUUUUCGCUAUAUUAGUGUUUUAGUUUCGUAGAUGAUUUUUUAUACUUAGUUUAUUAGGUUUGUCUUGAUUAGUGUAGUAUAUAAAUUUAUUAUUUAUUCUAGAUUAUUUUCUUUUAAUGUGCAUUCUAAGGUGAACGCAUCCGACAAAAUCUUUUACAAGUGCUUAGAAUUUUAAUGUUAAAGAUUACAUCGAAUGGAAUAAAAGAAAAAGCAAGAAAAUUAGUUUAUGUAUCUUCAAUAUUGUUCGUUGUUUUCUAGUUGGUACAGAUACAGAAGAUCUGAUUUCGAUCAAUUAUUUUUUUAUUGCAACUUAUAUAUUCGUAGUUUGAUUUUACAGUGAUCUUAUACGUUCAUACAUACAUUAUACUGAUAACAAGGAAAAUUUAUUGCACUUAAUAUUAAAGAUAAUAUUGAUUAAUUGAUUUUCCUCCCUAUACAUAGGGAAGGAAAAAAAUUAGCAACAUUACUUUAACAACAUUUCGUUGUAUUUUUUUCAAUUUCAAAUUACAAUUUUUUUUUCUGACUCACCAGCAGUAUAUUAACAUCUUUUAAAAGACUCUUUUGAGAGAAACUCACAUGUGUAAAAGAGAAACGAAGAGAAGUUAAAAAAAUGUUGAGCCUUCAACGCGUAUAUACGAGUAAAUUUCCAGUGUUAAAAAUCCAAAUACAAGUAGAAAUACUUUUUCUCUUCUCACGUUUUCCUUCUCUUGAGUUUUAAGUCUAGAUAUAUACCUUCCGUCGACGGUAGAUGUAACAAAAGGGAGAGAAUGAAAUGGAAACAAGACGAAGAUAAGAUAUGCCGUAAAGGGAAGACGAAGAUAGUGACGUCAUGCGGAUAAACACAUCCGUCCCUUGUACCUGCGAAGAUGAGCGCGGCCACUUUUCUGAAGAAGGACACUUCCUUUUUUACCUCUUUGCCUUCUCUACUCGUGUAUUAUAGGCCACCCUAAAGACACUUUUAAGUAUUUAUUUCUUUUCGUCUUUCUCUCCCCUUUUUUCUAUCGGAAAAACUAGCUUUUACUUCACACUUAAAUGUCUUUCAUGGGAGGAGAAAGUACUUAUAUUAUGUGCAAUUUACAGUUUAUUCUGGAAUGUUUUCAUGGUUUUUACAUAGUAUUUUGAUUUUAAAUAUCGUAUGCGCAAUUUAAAAAUGUUUGAAAUGGCCAAAGUAUUUUUAAAUAAUAUAAGUACUUGAAAUAGUCAUCUAAAUCAUUUGAAAUAUCAGCUUUGAGCAUGAAAAAUUAUAUUGCAUUUAAAUGCGUAUAAAAAAGAAAAUAUUUUGAAAUCUAUUUAAAUUUGUUAAAUUGAAAUUUGAAUAUACUAAAGAUUUCUUUAGUAUGUUUAAAUUUAUCGUAAUUAAAGUUCAUAUAAAUACACGAUCGAUAAAGAUAUUCCGUUGAGAGAAAGAUAUUGCAGUGAUGUUGAAAAAAAUGAGCUAAUACUUUUGAGAAAAAUUUACUGUUUUAUAAACCCUAACUACGUUUCGAAAAAACAAGUUUUCGAUUACUAGUGGGUUUAAUAUAUAUUUGAAUAUUUGUAAUAUAAGAAAUUGUAUAGUAUCUUAAAUACUAAACUUUGUAAGUUAUAUAAAUAUAUUGACACGGCAUGUAAUAUGUAUAUUUAUGUGCGAAAAAUAUUUUACUCAAAACGUUUGUAAUAUACGAAUAAUGCAGGCGAUAUUAUAGCUAGUAACUAAAUGAUGUAUUUUUUUAAUAAGUCUUGCCAUAUGCAUUAUUUUUGGAGAAUAUACAUGUAUAAAUUAGACUCGAGAGCUCUGUUGAUCUUACAUUAGUUGACGAUGUUAAUAUGUAAUUAUUGAUUAGUGAGUAAUUAGAAGAUUAGCAUUUUCGGUUAAUAAAUCGAUAUAAGCGUGCGAGUGACAGCUGUUCUCAUGCACUUGCUAUAUUAUCACUUAAGUUUGUUAUAAACGAUAUUGCAUUGUCGAUCGGUCAGAUCGAGCAGAAACUAGCAGUAAAUACACUGUACAAUAUACUCAUGUACGAUGUACAUGAUCAGAUUGAAAUACACUUUUUUUAA